AUGCCGGGGAGUGAUUUCGACAGGUGGGGUAUUCCGGUGAGCAGGAGUCUUCUAUUGUUAUGGCUUGUUAUGUGGGAAACAGAUUCCGGAAAGGGUUAUGGUGGCUUGGACCACCACUUGCAGAAUUGCAUAUUCUCCGGUUAUGGGAAUUUACCUAUGUGUUUCUAUGGUUCCCCUGAAUGUUUUUUAGUACAAGUAGCUACUGGGUUUGCUAUGACUUUUUAUUAUCGUCCGACCGUUACUGAGGCUUUUGCUUCUGUUCAAUACAUAAUGACUGAAGCCAACUUUGGUUGGUUAAUCCGAUCAGUUCAUCGAUGGUCGGCAAGUAUGAUGGUCCUAAUGAUGAUCCUGCAUGUAUUUCGUGUGUAUCUCACCGGCGGAUUUAAAAAACCUCGCGAAUUGACUUGGGUUACAGGUGUGGUUCUGGCUGUAUUAACCGCAUCUUUUGGCGUAACUGGUUAUUCCUUACCUUGGGACCAAGUUGGUUAUUGGGCAGUGAAAAUAGUAACAGGUGUCCCUGACGCUAUUCCUGUAAUAGGAUCACCCUUGGUCGAAUUAUUGCGCGGAAGCGCUAGUGUGGGACAAUCUACUUUGACCCGUUUUUAUAGUUUACACACUUUUGUAUUGCCGCUUCUUACUGCCGUAUUUAUGUUAAUGCACUUUCCAAUGAUACGUAAACAAGGUAUUUCUGGGCCUUUAUAGAGAAAAGAAAAAUAGAUCCUAAAUAUUUGUAAUCAAUCAUUUAUCACUUGGUGGAGGAAUAUAUAGUAUUUCAUUGCUACAAGUAUGGAUUAUUGAAAAUAAUAAGACAUGGAUUUGGAUAUUUCCCUUUAACUAUUCAUGUCAACUAAACGGGGGGAUUGAAGGGAAUUUUGUGAAGAGAAAAUGGAUUAUGGGAGU
Molecule: messenger RNA, 900 nt
Organism: Nicotiana attenuata
Lineage: Eukaryota; Viridiplantae; Streptophyta; Magnoliopsida; Solanales; Solanaceae
Product: cytochrome b6-like
Exons: 3
Coding region: 1-702 (233 amino acids)
Biological process (GO): respiratory electron transport chain
Cellular component (GO): membrane
Molecular function (GO): electron transfer activity
Source: RefSeq, a predicted model, not a curated record